AUUACAAAUCAUUCAUUCAUUCAAUUCAUUGAUUUGUUUUUAAAAAAAAAAUCUAAAGUUUUUAUUAAAACUAAUUAAUCAUUAAAUCAUUUCAUUAUUUAAUUUAUUUUUUGUUGUUUUAAAAUUUAAAAAAUCUCAUCAAUUGUUUUACCGAUAAUUAUAAUAAUAAUAAUAAUAAGACAAUGAGUCCGACGCCAGUCAGUAGUCAUAACAAUACAACGGCCGCCGAUGCGAUGAAAUUAUCGGUAAAAACUGUGGCCAACACAGCCGAUGGUAUAGCCGCCAGUGGCGGUGGCGGCGGAGAUCUCAAGACCACAAACGGCAAGAUUGUGACCACCAAUGCAGUUGUCACAGCCGAUGGUAUAGCCGCCGGUGGCGGAGGAGAUCUCAAGACCACCACCACAAACGGCAAGAUUGUGGCCACCGAUGCAGUUGUCACAGCCGAGAGCAUUGCCGGCGGCGGAGAUCUCAAGACCACCACCACAAACGGCAAGAUUGUGGCCACCGAUGCAGUUGUCACAGCCGAGAGCAUUGCCGGCGGCGGAGAUCUCAAGACCACCACCACAAACGGCAAGAAGAUUGUUGCGGUGGACUCGGAUGAAAUGCCGCCGAUCAAAGGUUUCGAAGAUAUCCGAUUGACCGCCGCCGCUACCGAACCGUUACUUCGGGAAAACGGAUCCCGAUUUGUGAUAUUUCCCAUUGAAUACCCAGACAUCUGGCAGAUGUACAAACAGGCAGAAGCKUCGUUCUGGACGGUCGAAGAAGUGGAUCUGUCCCGCGAUCUGAAGGACUGGAAAAAAUUGAAUUCAAAAGAAAAACACUUUAUAUCGCAUGUGUUGGCCUUUUUUGCCGCCUCUGAUGGUAUUGUCAACGAAAAUCUGGCCGAACGAUUUAUUCGGGAAAUACAGGUUACCGAAGCCCGUUGUUUCUAUGGCUUUCAGAUAGCCAUCGAAAACAUUCAUUCGGAAAUGUAUUCACUGCUAAUCAAUACUUAUAUUACUGAACCCGAGGAACGUAAUUUUCUAUUCAAUGCCAUCGAGACGUUGCCGUGCGUCAAGAAAAAGGCCAACUGGGCUAUGGCCUGGACAUCGUCAGCGACGGCCACUUUCCCCGAACGAUUGGUUGCGUUCGCAUCAGUCGAAGGCAUAUUCUUUAGCGGUUCGUUUGCAUCGAUAUUCUGGCUGAAAAAACGCGGACUAAUGCCUGGCCUGACGUUCAGCAAUGAACUGAUCAGCCGUGACGAAGGUCUUCACUGUGACUUUGCUUGUCUACUGUUCCGCCAUAUUGUCGAUAAGCCCCCGAACGAUCGUGUCCUGCAGAUAGUCAAAGAGGCCGUUAGUAUUGAACAGGARUUCCURACCGAUGCCCUGCCCGUCAACUUGAUUGGCAUGAAUUGUGAUCUAAUGAAACAGUAUAUUGAAUACGUUGCCGACCGUCUACUAAGCGAAUUGGGUGUUCCCAAGUACUACAACAGUACCAAUCCGUUUGAUUUCAUGGAACAGAUAUCGCUGGAAGGAAAGACCAACUUCUUCGAGAAGCGUGUCGGCGAAUAUCAGAAGAGCGGUGUUAUGUCYAACAAAGAGGAUCACAAGUUUGUUCUCGACGCCGACUUUUAAGAUAAAAAAAACGUUGUUGUUGUUGUUGAUGGUGUCUAWACCAUCGAUGACAAUUGAUAAUCAUCUACUGGUGCCAUCAUUUUUAUCGAUCAAUAUAUCACAAUAUUAUAUAUCCAUUUCAUUACAUAAWACCUAUUGAAAUGUUUUCAUUAAUUAGUAUUUUUUUUAUCAU
Oppia nitens is the source of this 1788-nucleotide messenger RNA. It is a transcript of the gene RnrS, whose product is annotated as ribonucleoside-diphosphate reductase subunit M2 B-like. Gene Ontology annotation, cellular component: cytosol. The transcript is spliced from 5 exons. Gene Ontology annotation, molecular function: ribonucleoside-diphosphate reductase activity, thioredoxin disulfide as acceptor. Bases 183 to 1616 code for a protein of 477 amino acids. Gene Ontology annotation, biological process: deoxyribonucleotide biosynthetic process. NCBI's taxonomy places the organism in Eukaryota, Metazoa, Arthropoda, Arachnida, Sarcoptiformes, Oppiidae. The record is from RefSeq and is a predicted model, not a curated record.